AUGUUGAAGACCAAGACCAAGGGUGAUGAGCUGCAGCGGAUAUGCUAUGAUAUCAAACGAGAUCUUGAGAGCACGAAGAGUAAGUUAGUUUUUAUCAAGGAGAUGGCCUACAUCACAGAUUAUGUCCAGGAGUAUCUGCCGCAAGGCUUCAGGUAUGUCUUCCUCACUAGAGAGCCUACCAGGGUCUUUACAUCUUUCCGGAAAAGUAUACAAGCCUCGGGAAUGUUCCAUCGAACAGAAGGUCCCAUUCUGGACAUCAUACGCGAAGAUCCGGCGAAUAUUCGACCAAUGUCUUGGUACGAGAAACAGCACCAGCUCUGGAAAUAUGUCCAAGAGCACCUCGACCCUAACCCGAUCAUCAUCGACGCCACUGAUCUCGCCUCCCAACCGAGGAAGAUCUUGAAGAGUUUCUGUGAGGCUGUUGGGUUUCUCUACAGCGAUAGCCUCCUGCAGUGGUCCCCGAGUCAAAACUUCCCAAAGAACUUUGUGACGGCAGGAGAAAACUUAGAACAAUUCGCUGCGUUUUAUUCUACAGCUUUAAGCAGCACACACUUCAUGGCGCCUGCUAAAAAAGGGCCUAUACCACGUGAUCAGCUUACGGAUGACGUCAUCCGAUGCGUUGACUACUCCAUGCCAUUCUACCGUGAGAUGUAUGAAAACAGACUGCAAGCUUCUUAA
Molecule: messenger RNA, 678 nt
Organism: Strongylocentrotus purpuratus (purple sea urchin)
Lineage: Eukaryota; Metazoa; Echinodermata; Echinoidea; Camarodonta; Strongylocentrotidae
Exons: 3
Coding region: 1-678 (225 amino acids)
Source: RefSeq, a predicted model, not a curated record